Messenger RNA from Pristis pectinata (smalltooth sawfish), 2720 nucleotides. RefSeq names its product mucin-6-like. Bases 1 to 2634 code for a protein of 877 amino acids. Gene Ontology annotation, cellular component: extracellular matrix. NCBI's taxonomy places the organism in Eukaryota, Metazoa, Chordata, Chondrichthyes, Rhinopristiformes, Pristidae. The record is from RefSeq and is a predicted model, not a curated record. The transcript is spliced from 20 exons. Gene Ontology annotation, molecular function: protein binding.
AUGGACGUCCCCGAAAGAGAAGAUAUUUCAGGGAACAUCAAAAUCUAUAAACGGUCUUCCAGCUAUAUUCGAAUGGACACCGACUUUGGCCUGGAGAUGCUUUUUAAGGUUACUGAAGUUUUCCAGGUGUACAUUACAGUUGGAGUGAUGUUCUAUGGAAGCACCAAUGGGCUAUGUGGUAAUUUCAAUGGAGACUCCACAGAUGACUUUACAAGCAGUAUGAAAAUCAUCGAAGAGAAGCCACGUUUUUUUGUGAAUUCUUGGAAAGUUACAGCAAACUGUGGAUCUGCUUAUGAUGAGGAUUCAGACCCAUGUUCAUUAAGUCAAGUAAAUGAAAUCUUUGCAGAGACCCAUUGUUCAGUAUUGUUGGAUGAGACCUCUAUAUUUGGACAAUGUCAUGCGUUUCUAGAUCCGACAGAAUUUUAUAAGAACUGUAGGUUCGAAACGUGCAACUAUGAGCAAACGAAUGACUUCAUGUGUGCAAGCCUGGCGUCGUACGCCUUUGCCUGUGCCAAAAGGGGCGUCAUUCUGGUGGGCUGGAGAAGUCUCAUGGAUGGAUGCAGAAUUCUGUGCCCUUACAAUCAGGCCUUUGGUUACGACUCCAGAAUGUGUAACCACACCUGCCUGUCACUGUCUAAUCCGGACUUUGAGUGCACUUCAGUGGAUCCUCCAGUGGAUGGCUGCAGCUGCCCAGAGUACACAUACAAGGACGACACUGAACGAUGUGUCAGUUCAGCCGAGUGCCCAUGCUACCUGGCUAAUGUGGCCAUUGCACACGCCAACCAGGAGAUAACUCUUUUCGGAGGAACGUGGACAGCUGACUCCACAGACUCGGGCCAGCGAGAUACCAGGUGCACAGCUGUGGUGCCAGCUGCAAGAACGUCUGCAGCCAACCCCCAGCGCCCCCGUGAGCCGCCAAAUGUCCAUUUCCACUUAGUUUCGGAGCUGCGACGGUGCGUCCUGCCCAGUCCGCUGGGGCUGACAGGGACUGGGGCAUCCGCCAGGGCAGCCACUGGAGUUGACCUGCCUGAUGUGGUCCCUGUGAGCUGGGCUGUCUCCUCUGAGCGUCCUGUCAGGAGAGCGGAGGAAGCAGAUAACACCGAGCAGCUUCAGAGCUCCCCACACACGGAUCAGCCACCUCCCAGAGUCCAGCGCGUGUGCUGCAGCCAAUACACGUGUUCCCCUGUGCACUCGUUCCACGGGUGCCUCGGCGGUGAGGCCGGCACCCCUCCGUCACUGGAGGCCUCUGGCUAUUAUGCAGAACAUUGUUACCCUCCCAAAGUCUUCUUUAAUUGUGAGAAUGCACAAGAGGGUGAAUAUGGAGCUGCUUGUGCACCAACAUGUCAGAUGCUUGCAGCAGAAAGUCAGUGUCUGCCAACAAAAUGUGUGUCUGGCUGUAUUUGUCCGAAUGGAUUGGUGCUGGAUGAGGAGAAGGGAUGUGUUCAUCCUGAUAAUUGCUCCUGUGAAUACGGAGGCCAUCCCUACGCACAGGGUGAGGUCAUUGUGAAGGACUGUAUGACGUGCUUUUGUGCCAGAGGAAAGUGGAAUUGCCAAGGGAGUGCAUUGUGUCCUUCAACGUGUAUGGUUCAUGGAGAAGGUCAUAUCACCACAUUUGAUAGGAAGCAAUAUGUGUUUGAUGGGAACUGCGAAUACAUCUUAGUUCAGGAUGCUUGUUCUGCCAUGUUCACACAGCCAUCAUUCAAGAUAGUGGCAGAAUAUGUCAUUUGUAGCCGCUUAAAAACAGUUUGCACCAAAGCGAUAAAGGUGUACUUCAAGGACUUUCUAAUCAAGAUGACAGAUGCCACUUACAAGGUCAUACCUGAGAGUGCUGUCGGGAAAUUCACUGUGAUUCGCAACCAGAUGUAUCUCACAUUUUACUUCGGAGAUCCUGAAACUCUUCAGCUAAUAGUAACAUGGAAUUUAAAAAUGAACACUUACAUACAAAUUGUUGGAUCAUUAAAGUUUUCAGUGUGUGGACUCUGUGGCAAUGCCAAUGGUAAUAUAAAAGAUGAACUGAUAACUCAGACCCACUAUUCAGCUUUCACUUUAAUGAGCUUUGUAAACUCUUGGAAAGACGAUCCCUUGUGUGAGGAUGUGACUGAGGUUGUGUACCCAUGUACCAAAAAUCCAUAUCGGAAGUCCUGGGCUGAGAAGAGAUGCAAAAUAAUUCCCAGUGAUGUAUUUCAACCUUGUCACAAGUUGCUCCAUUGGUUUCCCUACUAUGAUAAAUGUAACCGAGAUGCGUGCGGCUGUGAACUGGUUGGGGACUGCGAGUGUCUCUGUGAUGCUGUUGCAGCCUUUGCUAAAGCAUGCUUAGAUGCUGGAGUCUGUAUCGAUUGGAGGACCCCAGACUUCUGCCCUGUGAACUGUGAUUUUUACAACACUCAUGAGCAAGAAACUAAUAAUUAUAAAUAUGAUGGUGACAUGGGAUGCAAAUGGCACUACCAACCUUGCUUAUGCCCUAAUGCUCCAUGGAUCUUCUCAAAGACCAAUAUGGAAGGUUGUUACAAUUGCAGCAUAGAUGAGUACUAUGAUGCAGGACAGCAGCGCUGUGUGCCAUGUGCUCCAAUGCCCACAUCAGCUCAUCCUACAUCAGUAAUGUCAACUCAGAUUUCACCAAGCGGUAUGGUGUAGCUUCUUCAUUAUCAGAUCUAUGGUGCUAACACUCCACUGGACAGGCAACACUCCACUUGUUUAUAAGUUUUUGCUAACUAUGCUAA